AGUAAUACGAGCCAGUCAAGCCGUGUUUUUCACGGCUUACGUAGCCCUCAAAGGUAUUAUUUCCUUUUACAAACCCUUUUGGACCAUUUAAGUAAAGAGUGUAGAUAGCAGAAUGAAUGACUCCAAGAAGAAUUUACUAUUGUUUUUCGACCGGCCGACGGAGCCAUGCUUCAUGCAGAAGGGAGAAGAAAAGGCGGUCUUUGAUAUCCCUGAUCACUUUUACCCCGAAAAAUACAAGGCAUUGAGCAGCACUCUAUCGAAUAGAUUCGGGAAUGAUGCCCGCCGUACUAUCCCUGUGCGGAAUAUUGCCUUGCCCAAUCUAGACCUGCCCAUGGAGCUGUCUUACAACGAUCAAUUCUCACUGUUCGUGCCUAAGCAUCGCCAGAUGGCAGGCAAACUGAUUGAUAUCUUCCUUGGGAUGCGCAACGUAGACGACUUGAUAUCUGUCUGCUCUUUCUGUCAGCUCCGCAUUAACCCCUACAUGUUCAACUAUUGCCUCUCUGUUGCCCUAUUGCACAGGCCUGAUACAAAGGGAUUGAAUAUCCCAACUAUUACGGAGACGUUCCCGGAUAAGUUCAUGGAUCCCAAAGUAUUCCGCCGCGCGCGUGAGGUCUCUACUGUCGUUACUUCCGGCCCUAGGUUGCCCGUGGUGUUACCACAAAACUACACGGCAUCUGACGCAGAGCCAGAACAGCGCUUGGCAUACUUCCGCGAGGAUAUUGGCAUCAACCUGCACCACUGGCACUGGCAUCUGGUGUAUCCCUUCGAAUCGUCAGACCGCGCUAUCGUUGCUAAGGAUAGACGUGGAGAACUGCUCUACUACAUGCAUCAGCAGAUCAUUGCCAGAUAUAACAUCGAACGUUUCUGUAACAAGUUGCCUCGCGUAGUACCUUUUGGUACAGAUUUAAGAGAGCGUAUCACCGAGGCUUACUUUCCUAAACUCGACUCACAAGUCGCCAGCAGAGCUUGGCCUCCAAGGUUCCAAGGUUCGGCACUUCAAGACCUCGAUAGACCCGUAGACCAAAUCAAAAUUGACGUGUCAGAGAUGGAAAUGUGGAAGGCUCGCAUUCUUGAGGCUAUUGAGAGCAACUCCAUUCUUUUACCGAACGGACGUCAAAUGCCACUUGACGAAGAGAAGGGCAUUGAUAUUCUAGGAGAUCUGAUGGAAGCAUCAAUCCUCAGUCCAAAUCGUGCCUAUUACGGCGACUUGCAUAACAUGGGCCAUAUAUUCAUGUCCUAUGCUCAUGACCCGGAUCAUCGUAACUUGGAACAAUUCGGUGUGAUGGGAGACCCGGCUACCACUAUGCGGGACCCGCUGUUCUACCGCUGGCACGGCUUCGUUGAUGACGUUUUCGUCUUGUACAAGAACAAACUACCUCCUUACGGCAAUGACAAGUUGGACUUCCCGGGUAUUCGCGUGUCAUCUGUGUCCGUUGAAGGCAAAGCAGGAAGGAACACAUUCGCGACUCAGUGGGAGCAGAGUACAUUGGAUCUGGGACGUGGACUGGACUUUACGCCUCGUGGCAGCGUGUUGGCACGUUUUACUCAUCUACAACACGAAGAGUUUGAUUACGUUAUCGAAGUUGAUAACUCAUCAGGAAAAGCCGCCAUGGGAACUGUGCGUAUAUUUAUGGCUCCAAUCGCUGAUGAGGCAGGAAACAAGUUCCCCUUCAACGAACAGAGGAGGCUUAUGAUCGAAAUGGACAAGUUUUCGCAAGGCUUACGUCCAGGGAAGAAUACGAUCCGCCGUCGCAGCGUAGACUCCUCUGUGACAAUUCCGUACGAGCGCACCUUCAUGAACCAGAACAACAGACCUGGUGACCCUGGCUCCGCGGAGGCAGCAGAGUUCGACUUCUGCGGCUGCGGCUGGCCGCACCACAUGCUACUGCCUAAGGGUGAUAAUAAGGGAUAUCCGAUGCAGCUCUUCGUUAUGGUGUCUAACUGGGCUGAGGAUGGUAUUAAACAAGAUCUUGUUGGUUCCUGUAACGAUGCAGCAUCGUACUGCGGCAUCCGAGACCGCAAGUACCCAGACAAGCGCGCCAUGGGAUUCCCCUUCGACAGGCCUGUGCCUGCAGGAGUGCAGACUGUCAAGGACUUCUUGAGGCCCAACAUGGCGGUCACUGACUGUAAGAUACGCUUCACGGACGCAGUCAGAGUAAGAGGUGGACAGUAAGUCAACUUUAGUUGAAAUUGAUGCUGCUCUAAAUGGAAAUGGCAAUGAAAAAUGGAUAUAUACGUAAACAUUAAGAUAA
Messenger RNA from Papilio machaon (common yellow swallowtail), 2252 nucleotides. Its product is annotated as phenoloxidase subunit 1. The record is from RefSeq and is a predicted model, not a curated record. Bases 113 to 2173 code for a protein of 686 amino acids. Lineage: Eukaryota; Metazoa; Arthropoda; Insecta; Lepidoptera; Papilionidae. Gene Ontology annotation, molecular function: oxidoreductase activity. The transcript has 14 exons.